AUGCCCACUAUUUUUGAAGCAAAAACGUUGCCUAAAAUUACAAAGAUGCCAGAAUUGAAUUCUAAAACAAAAGAACAGCCAGAUUUUUACCAUAACUUUCGACAACUAGUAGAUUUAUAGCUAAAAAAGGAGUCUUCUUUUAUAUUUAGGUAACAAUUUGAUGAAUUAAAGACCUAAAUUAGCUUUAAGUAGAUUUAUGUGGGGUCCAGAGAUGGAUUUAGAGCAGAAAAUUUUCACAGUAAAUGCAAUAGUAGAGGCCCAACUGUAUGCUUCAUUUUGAGUGAAACUGGAAACAAACAAUAUUUUUUCCUUAACUCAUCUAUCCAUUCAUAAACAGUUUAGAAACUUUCACUUAGCAAUUGGAAAUAAUGA
Stylonychia lemnae is the source of this 372-nucleotide messenger RNA. NCBI's taxonomy places the organism in Eukaryota, Ciliophora, Spirotrichea, Sporadotrichida, Oxytrichidae. The record is from the annotation of a GenBank genome assembly.